AUGGAGGAUUCACCCGACAAAGUGGAUCGGUCGAUAUCAUACACGGUCACGUCAGAGAAGUUCAUGGGUGAGCUCAACAGGGACAAGGGGCACUUAUGGUGGGUCUCGGGAAAACGCACAACUCGUGUCCCGAAGCCGAUCCUCACAUGUCGCCGACUUUUUGGGUACGACGGGACCGGUUCUUUCUCGUCUCUCUCCAAGUUACAAGUUGCCCAUAUCGCCAUGAAGACCAAGACGCCCGCUACUGCCCGCUCGGGUCUCUUUGGAGAUGACUUCCGCACCAGCAAGAAAGACAAGCGCCAGAUCAAACAUGCGACCCUCAUGUCAAAGAUUGCUAAGAGCUCCAAGUCUCAGAAGAAGCGCCGCCCCUCCAAAAAAUUAGUCGCAAACCUCGAGUCCCUAGCCGAUGCCCUACCGGAUGCGGCGGAUGAAUCGCACGAUGCUGCCAGUCAGGCCAAUGUCAUCAAGCAGAAGACACUACGACACAAGCCGGGUGCUUUGAAGCGUCGGGAAAAGCUGGAGAAGGUGGAACGUGAUCGCUUCGCACGGAACAUGGCCCAGAUGUCCGGUCUGCAAACUCAAGCAACCGAGAGUGCAGAGCCCAGCGCCGAAUCUAAUCCGACCGCAAAUCGCUGGUCGGCGCUACGGAGUUUCAUCUCGCAGACCAUGGAGCAACAACCCGUCUUCAAAACCACUAAGUGA
Messenger RNA from Penicillium maclennaniae, 702 nucleotides. Its product is annotated as FAM207/SLX9 family protein. Gene Ontology annotation, biological process: maturation of SSU-rRNA from tricistronic rRNA transcript (SSU-rRNA, 5.8S rRNA, LSU-rRNA). Bases 1 to 702 code for a protein of 233 amino acids. Lineage: Eukaryota; Fungi; Ascomycota; Eurotiomycetes; Eurotiales; Aspergillaceae. Gene Ontology annotation, cellular component: preribosome, small subunit precursor; 90S preribosome; nucleolus. The record is from RefSeq and is a predicted model, not a curated record. The transcript has a single exon.